Molecule: messenger RNA, 2373 nt
Organism: Malassezia globosa CBS 7966
Lineage: Eukaryota; Fungi; Basidiomycota; Malasseziomycetes; Malasseziales; Malasseziaceae
Exons: 1
Coding region: 1-2373 (790 amino acids)
Biological process (GO): regulation of exocytosis; establishment of cell polarity; regulation of protein secretion
Cellular component (GO): plasma membrane; cytoplasm
Molecular function (GO): myosin II binding; GTPase activator activity; syntaxin binding
Source: RefSeq, a predicted model, not a curated record
AUGUCGUGGCUCAAGUCGGCAGUAGGCCGAUCCAAGUCGAACGCACAUGAGCGGCUCCCGCCGUUGCACUCACGCCUUGCAGACUGGACAGGUGACUUUCGAGAUGCGAACAAGUUUGCUGAAUGCUUUCUUGACCAGCUCACACUGCCUGGCGAAAUAUCCACGAUGGCGUACGAGCCAGGCAUGGGGUACUUGGCAGUCGGCACAUCGGCCGGGACUGUCCAUCUAUUUGGGGCGCCAUGCAUUCGCAUGGCCAUCACGCUUCGACCUGCAUUGCGCGUUAAACACCUUCUUUUUAAGUCAGACACGUACUUACUUAUAUGCAUUGACGAGAAAGACAAUCUGAGUAUCUAUGAUCUGUCGAGGCGAGACCCGCACGGCUCAACUCUGCAUGCGUCACGGCGCACAGCGCCAGGUCAGCCGCAAAUGGCAAAUGCGGAUACGCCUAUGCGUGUUGGUAUUCAUUCGGCGCGCAACGUUGUGUUGUGUGCUGAGGUGACAAGUGUGCACAGCAUGUUGUUUCUCGGGCUGACGGACGGCUCUGUCGAGACAUACGAUCUCGAGCGCUUCAGCACAACGUCGUUCCGCAUCCCGAAUCUUUGGUGGAAUGAGGAAGAGAUCCUACGUCGUUCACAAGUGCCCAAUGCGCCCAGUCGACUGCAUACGCCACUGAUCAUCGAUAUCCAGACACACCCUCGAGAUGCAGCAAUUCUUCUGCUGUGCUAUGAAGGUGGUGCUAUCUUGUACUCUAUUCGUGAUAACGCGGCGUUGCAUACGUUCCAGUUGCGCUUGCUUCCAGGUGCGCCAGGACCGGUGCCUGACGCGCCGAUGGAUGUUAUCUGGAGCGAACGCUUGUGCCCAGCCACAGCGAUUGCAUGGAGUCCGUGUGGCUCCAUGUUUGCGAUGGGACAUGAGAAUGGUGCAAUCUCAUUCUGGAGUGUGAAAGAAGAAGACAAGCCCAUUAUGGUGCGCACGUUGGACGACAUUGACAUUGAUCGGCCGGUCCUUCCAGAGACGCUCCCGAAGUCAUCGGCUGGACCCCGUGAGCCCAUCUUCAAACUUACUUGGUCGGCCUUUCCCGAGCAGGGCUGGUACGAGUACGGCGCACAAGCUGCUGGCGCAUGGACAAGUUCAGCAGGCGCGUCACAAAAUGACAAGACGGCAUCAGCUGGAGACGGCAACGGCAACGGCAGUGGCAGUGGCAGUGGCGGCAAUAAUACCACUGGUAUCACUUCACGAACCAGCCCACCUAACGGCACUGUGCUGACCAUCAUGGGUGGCACACCAGUGAACCAGCCAGCAACAUGCCUGUACACAUUCCACCUGUCCUCGCCCCCAGCGACCAGUGGCAUCUUUGCAAGCCAGACUCCUGAAGCCCUGUCUCGGGAGCGUGCCGUGCUGCGCGAUGCACUUCAGCCGUUCUUUGUGGGGAUGUACAGAACGGCCAGUACGGUGGAAGAUUUCUGCUUACUUCCUCGAUUGAAUCCCCACUUCCGCGGCACUUUUGAUCCAUAUGCGAUUGUCAUCCUGGUGGGGCAGGACACGAUGCUGCCAUCGCUCGCUGUGCAAAGUACACGACGCGGCAUGGACGUGUUUUCAUUUCCGCCGCAGCAGGGCACUCGGGCGUAUGAGCGCCUCUCGCUGCCACUGCCGUUAACAUUCGCGGGACGUGGCACUGUCCUGGGUGCCUAUGUGGCUACUGUACCUGUGGCUCAGUAUCGCCGCCUUGUUCAGCAAGCGACAGAGCAUGUGGUCGGCAGCAUCAAGGACAACGAGCCAAUGGGUGGACUGGCUAAGCCACAGCUGCACGGUGCCUUGCCUAUUCACGCCCAAGCGCUUGCUCAGAAAGGACAGCCACGGAUUCUCAUCACGUGGCACUUGGAUGGCCGUGUUCGAUGGCAUGAUGUGAGUCCCCACUUGCUCCUGCUAGGCGACGAGGAUCCACGGCGCGGCACGAUCCUACGUGAGCCAUUCCCUACGCCCCUACCCCAUCUGACUGUAUCGAUUCGAGACGUCGUGAUGCACCCGUCAGCCAUUGGCAUGCCGGCACUCGACGCGCUCCAGCGCUUCCCAAUGCAAAUACAGAUCGCCAGCGUUCACAUGGCAUGGGAUGCAUUAGAAUGUGCGAUUUCGCUGACGACAGGCCAUGUGCUACAUAUGGCGCUGGGCACCGGUACGAACAUCAAUACGUCGGCAGUGUCGCCUCUCAUUGGCUCCAUCCAAAACAUGCACAUGGACAGUGGUGCACCGUCUCAACAUGCGUUCGAGUUCACAUCCCUGGAGACGGUCGCUGACAUCCACUCAGGGGGGCUUCCAGCCCAAUGUCAUGAUGCAGCUUCUUCCUGGCAGUGCUACGUGCAGUGCGCUGUGUGA